AUGUUGAAGAAAGUAAUGGUUAUUUUAACGUUAUUAGUGUGUUGUUAUUGUUUGGAUAAUAACGAGCAGUUACCUGAAGAGGCGAGGGCGAAGAAAAAGAAGGGAGGCUUGAGGCUUUUGGUCAUAGCUGCCUUGGUAGUGCUGGCGAAAGUUACAGUCGCAAAACUGGCGUCCUUCUUCUUCUUUGUGGCAUUCUUCCAAAAGUUGUUCUACAUCGGUGGUAUUUUGCUCAACUAUUUCUUGAAGAACCAGGGCCCACAACAACCACCGAGUUCUCCUCAAAUCAUGUAUGGACCUCCUCAGGAGUACAAUACUGUGGGAUACAGUUAUGAACCACCAGAUCAUGAGCCGUUUCAAUCACCGGAAUUACCGAGUAUAGCAGAUUUUAGUAAUGGGGUUAAGUGGUUUUUUAAUAAACAACAGUGA
This is a messenger RNA of Arctia plantaginis, 426 nucleotides long. The record is from the annotation of a GenBank genome assembly. Lineage: Eukaryota; Metazoa; Arthropoda; Insecta; Lepidoptera; Erebidae.